Papilio polytes (common Mormon) is the source of this 384-nucleotide messenger RNA. Its product is annotated as venom carboxylesterase-6-like. The transcript has 3 exons. The coding region runs from base 1 to 384 and encodes 127 amino acids. NCBI's taxonomy places the organism in Eukaryota, Metazoa, Arthropoda, Insecta, Lepidoptera, Papilionidae. The record is from RefSeq and is a predicted model, not a curated record.
AUGUCCAGAUGUCGGGUCCUGUGUCUGUUCGUGUGCUCGCUAGCGUGUCUCGUCUCUUUAGUCAGGACAGCAGACCAGGGAGAUGGAAACAAAGGAUCUCAAUCUGAACAGUUCCCCGUGGUGAUGAGCCCAUCGGGCCCCAUCCGAGGGUCCAUGAUGCAGACGAGGCGAGGGCGAGCCUUCGAGGCGUACCGUGGUAUCCGGUACGCAGAGCCUCCUGUCGGUGAACUUCGAUUUCAGCCGCCUGUGCCCAUCCUGUCGUAUAAGGAGGAGGUGAACGCGACAGUGGAGGGCCCCGCCUGCCCUCUGCCGGCGCGCCAGGGUUACUACUUGGAUGAAGAUUGCCUCAGAAUUAAUGUUUACACGCCGAGUCAUAAAAGGUAA